Nycticebus coucang (slow loris) is the source of this 4506-nucleotide messenger RNA. RefSeq names its product pleckstrin homology and RhoGEF domain containing G4 (gene PLEKHG4). The record is from RefSeq and is a predicted model, not a curated record. Gene Ontology annotation, molecular function: guanyl-nucleotide exchange factor activity. Lineage: Eukaryota; Metazoa; Chordata; Mammalia; Primates; Lorisidae. The transcript is spliced from 21 exons. Bases 218 to 3811 code for a protein of 1197 amino acids.
UCCUGAUGUUCUUCCCUCUCCAGGCCUGAACUGUGGUGGCGGCAGCACUUCCUGUGCCCUCGCACCUCCUAUGCUUAGUGCCUUGUGCCUGCAUUGUGCACCACACCCUAUUCGACCAUCUUUGACCCAGUUCUGGGAUGAGCUGGAGCCCCUGUUCAUACUGAGGCCCAGCCCUUCGCCUACUUGCCCUGAGCAGGCCCACCCUUAGGAGUGGGUGAUGGAAGGGCCCCUGGAGGAUGGAGACAAGUCCCUGGACUCCCGGGGCCAUGCCACGGACUGGAGGUUCGCUGUGUGCAGUUUCAGGCAUGCCUGGGAGGAGGAGGAACCUACUCCCCAGAUGCAGGUCAAGGACCCCAAGCCUCUGAGACCACCAGCAGGGGCAGCCCAGGGUGAUGGGAUACAGAGCAGCCCCUUGUCCAGGGAGCUUCAAUUACCCCCAGUACAGAUGGCUUCAGAUGGGUCCGGGGAUGCCCAGAAGAUCACAUUAGAAGGCUCCUCAGUCCUGUCUGAGGAGUUGGCCCUCACUGGAGUGGAGAGCCUCCUAUGUUCUAUGUCCUCCCACCUCAGCCUGGCUCAGGGUGAGAAUGACAACCCAGGGACAGGCUUGGUAGGGGACCCAGAUCCAAACAGGGUAAUUCCAGCCAGCUUGGGCCGUGGAGGGUUGGACAGUGACCCUGCUGACCUUGAAGACAUUUUAUCAGAAACAUCAUCAGCACUGCUGGAGCCAGACCCCAGCAGAUCCAGCCUCCCUAAGCCUGCUGACUGCCUCCUGGCCCAGGACCUCACCUGGGAGCUGCUGGCCAGUGGUAUGGCUGCCUUGCCAGGGACUCGGGAUAUAAAAGGCCGAGCAGUGCUGCUUCUAUGUGUUCACAGCCCAGCCUGGCUUCACCCCAAGUGCAGCAGCCAUGAACUCAUCCGCCUCCUGCUUUACCUGCGAAGCAUCCCCAGGCCCGAAGUACAGGCCCUGGGACUGACAGUGCUAGUUGAUGCCCGAAUUUGUUCCCCAAGCUCAUCCCUCUUCUUGGGGCUCAGCCAACUACAAGAAGCAGAUCCAGGGUCCGUGCACCAGGUGCUGCUAGUAGGAAAAAUGCCAGAGGACAUGCCUUCUGGGCUGCAGCUGGAGCAGCUGCCCUCCUAUCAGAGCCUGCUGACUCACAUCCCAACUGCGGGGUUGCCCACUUCACUGGGAGGAUGUCUGCCUUACUGCCACCGCACCUGGCUGGGUUUCCGGAUGCGUCUGGAGGCUCUACUGCAGAGCUGCCAAGAGGUUUGUGCCCUGCUCCAGGGGGCCAUAGAGAGUAUGAAGGCUGUGCCCCAACCCACAGAGUCUGGGGAAGUUGGUCAACUGCUACAGCAGGCACGGGUCUUGAUGCAGCAGGUGCUAGACUCAUCACGGCUGGCAUGGCUACAAUGCCAGGGGGGCACGGAGCUAGAGCGGCUAAAGCAGGAGGUUCCAGAAGUGACCCUGAGUCCAGACUACAGGCCGUCAGUGGACAAGGCUGGUGAGCUGUAUGGCCGUGUGGACAGAUUGCUGCACCACCUGACCCUGCAGGGCAAUCAACGAGUACAGGCCCUAGAGUUGGUCCAGACAUUGGAGGCCCAGGAGGGCAGGCUGCACCAGAUUGAAGUGUGGCUACAACAGGUAGGCUGGCCAGCACUGGAGGAGCCAGCGGAACCCUCACUGGACAUGCUCCUACAGGCCCAAGGCCCUUUUCGGGAGCUGGACCAGGUUGCCCAGGAGCAGGUCAGACAAGGGGAGAAGUUUCUACAGCCACUGGCUGGCUGGGAGGCAGCUGACCUGGGCCCCCAAGGAGCACGCUUUCUGGACCUGCAAGCCCAGUUGACUGAAUUCUCUAGGGCUUUGGCCCAGCGGCGCCAGAGGCUGGCAGAUGCUGAGAGGCUGUUUCAGUUCUUCAAGCAGGCCUCAACAUGGGCUGAGGAGGGGCAGCGAGUCUUGGCAGAGCUGGAGCAGGAGCGCCCAGGGGCUGUGCUACAACGGCUGCAGCUGCACUGGACCAGGUACCCUGACUUGCCUCCUGCCCACUUCCGAAAGAUGUGGGCUCUGGCCACGGGGCUGGGCUCAGAGGGCAUCCGCCAGGAGUGCCGCUGGGCCUGGGCACAGUGUCAGGACACCUGGCUGGCCCUGGACCAGAAGCUGGAAGCUGCCCUGAAGCCACCACCGACGGGUAGCACAGCUAGCCUGUGUGUCAGCCGGGUCCCCAGUGUACCUGCUCCUCCUCCCCUGAGGAAGGCCUACAGCUUUGAUCGGAAUCUGGGAAAGAGUCUCAGCAAACCCACCCAUCACUGCCACCAUGCGGCCGUUGUCACUGCCUGCCACGGACCAGAGGCUACUGGAGAUGCCCAGCCCCAGCCAUCCCCUUCUGUGCCUCCACCAGGCAGCUCUGACCCCAAGAGUCCCAGCAGGCUACAGCUGGUCCUGGCAGAGAUGGUGACCACAGAGCGGGAGUAUGUUCGGGCCCUUAACUACACCAUAGACAACUAUUUCCCUGAGCUGGAUCGCCCUGAUGUGCCCCAGGGCCUCCGUGGCCAGUGCGCCCACCUCUUUGGCAACCUGGAGAAACUGCGUGACUUCCACUGCCAUUUCUUCCUCCGUGAGCUGGAGGCUUGCACCCGGCACCCACCCCGAGUGGCCUAUGCCUUCCUGCGCCAUAGGGUGCAGUUUGGAAUGUAUGCGCUCUAUAGCAAGAACAAACCUCGUUCCGAUGCCCUGAUGUCCAGCUAUGGUCAUGCUUUCUUCAAGGACAAGCAGCAAGCACUGGGGGACCACCUGGACUUGGCCUCCUACCUGCUUAAGCCCAUUCAACGCAUGAGCAAGUAUGCGCUGCUGCUGCAGGAGCUAGCACGGGCCUGCGGGAGUUCCGUGCAGGAGCUGAGUGCCCUACGUGCAGCUCAGAGCCUUGUGCGCUUCCAGCUGCGACAUGGCAACGACCUGUUAGCCAUGGAUGCCAUCCAGGGCUGUGACGUCAACCUCAAGGAACAGGGGCAGCUGGUACGACAGGAUGAGUUCAUGGUGCGCACUGGGCGUCGUAAGUCCCUACGCCGUGUUUUCCUCUUUGAGGAUUUGCUGCUUUUCAGCAAGCCCCGCCGUGGGCCUACAGGAGUUGACACAUUUGCCUACAAGCGCUCCUUCAAGAUGGCAGACCUUGGUCUCACUGAGUGCUGUGGAGAUAGCAAUCUGAGCUUUGAGAUCUGGUUCCGCCGUCGCAAGGCCAGGGACACCUUUGUGCUGCAGGCCUCCAGCUUGGCCACCAAGCAGGCCUGGACAGCUGACAUCUCCCGCCUGCUCUGGAGGCAGGCUGUCCAUAACAAGGAGGUCCGCAUGGCUGAGAUGGUAUCCAUGGGCAUGGGGAACAAGGCCUUUCAGGACAUUGUCCCCAGCGAGGAAGCUAUCAAUGACCGCACCAUCAACUACAUCCUAAAGUGCCGAGAAGUUCGCUCUCGGGCCUCCAUUGCUGUGGCUCCAUUUGACUGUGACAGUCCCUACCUGGGGGCCUCAAGCAGCACCCUUCCUGGAGACCCUGCCUCUUGCUCUGUUCUGGGGUCCCUCAACUUACACCUGUACAGAGACCCAGCUCUUCUGGAUCUCCGCUGGCCCUUGUAUCCCCCCAACUUUCCAGAGGAAGCAGAGCUGGAGGCAGAGGUGGAACUGGGCAGCCAGCCCUCUCUGACUCCUGAGGAUUCAGAGGUCCUGUCCCAGUGCCCAUCAGCCAGUGGCUCCAGUGGCUCUGACAGUAGCUGUGUGUCAGGGCAGGCCCUGGGCAGGGGCUUUGAGGACUUGUCCUAUGUCUGAGCCCAGGCUCGAAGACAAGCAGUGCAUCCAUCAUCUUGUAGCUCCAAGGAAUAUCACCUCUCUGGAUCUGCUGUGACCAGAGCAUGGCUGGCACCUGGGCUAUCUCUAACUUACAUGUACAGCCUUGUUGACGACCCUUUCUGAUAUCUGUGACCAUUGGACAAAAUGGAAUGCGGCUCACCCAGGGAACUCUAGCUGCAGAGCCCAAAGGAACAUCCCGAUUCCAGGCUUCUGGCCCCAUGUCUGCUUCUGUUCCCUCUCCAGCUCCCACCCCAGUUGUGGGUUAAGAAUAAUCUAGGUAGAAGUGGGCAUUUCUAUGCUCUAGGCUGGUGGGGGGCCAUAUGGUCCUGGGAAGUGACUACACUGUCCACACCUCCAUGAGGAACACAACUGGGCUCCCAGCAGCUGCUCUUCAUUCCCUAGACAUAAAGCUGAGAUCCUUAGAUACAGGAGCUGGUUUGUUCCUGUUGCGCCCUUACCUUGCCUGUCUUGGCCCAGCCUCCUUUUCCCUGGGGAAAUUUGGUUAUUUUGAUUUGAUGCCUUUUGAAUAGCUUUCAAUAGAGUUGUCUAAAAUUAUCUUACUGGUUGUAAGGCUUUUGUCAUCUCAGAAAAGGAGUCUAGGCCUUUGAUUCGUGAUUUACUCUUUUAUUUGUUUAUAAUAAAAAUAGACUUAUAUGUACCCUUAGGUGGACACA